UCGUCUACGCUUUUGAUUUUUUUAAUUAUUUUUUUUAAGAUCCCUUGCAAAAAAGGGUAUUGAAAUGGAACUUCUGAUGUAGCCUUGUAGGCUAUGUAGCUGAACUAACUAUAUUUACUUUGGCUUUGUAUAUGUUGUUAUUAGGUGAGGAAGGUGAGACUUCAACCCAUAAAUCACAAACCUCUCCUCCUCGAUCUCCAAGCUAGCACCAUUCAAGGCAUCCCACAACAGCAACCUCAAGAAACAAAGUCAAAUAAGGAAGCUGAAUUCUACCUAUACAACUAUACACAUACAAUACAAAAAGCUUCUAAUAUACUGUGGUAGAUGAACGUCACUGCAGUCUGGAGAAGAGGUUCAAAUUUGUUGAGCAAUGGCAGAAACCCAAAGAAUUCAUCCAGUCGUGGAUGUGGAAGCCCCACCAACAACUCCUCUGGUGCCUCACGGCGCAUCGGUGUCUGAGAAGGGUAGUCCGGUUAGGCGACCGCCUCCGGUCCGGCGCCCCAUACCGGCCAGCCAUGCCAAGCCACCAAAGAGUAGUUCAAGUUGUUGUUGCAAAUGCGUAUGCUGGACAAUUAGCCUCCUCCUUCUCCUAACAAUUAUAGUUGGAGCCGCUGCCGGCGUUCUUUACCUUGUCUUCCAACCAAAGCCUCCUACAUACUCGGUUGAUAGCUUGAAGAUAAGCAGCUUAGGUCUCAAUCCUGACAUGUCACUGUAUGCUGAGUUCGACGUGAAGAUCACGGCCGACAACCCUAACAAGAAGAUCGGAAUUUACUACGAGAAAGGCGGCCGGUUGAGCGUGUGGUAUGCAGACGCUAAGCUUUGCGACGGGUCACUGCCGGAGUUCUACCAAGGUCACCAGAAUAAGACACAACUGCACCUUGCCUUGACCGGCCAAACGCAGUACGGCAGCGCUUUGAUGACGGCGCUGCAGGAGCAACAGCAAACCGGACGCAUCCCAUUGGAUCUUAAGGUUGAUGCGCCGGUGGCAAUCAAACUUGGGAGGCUGAAGCUGAAGAAGGUCAGGAUCUUGGGACAGUGCUUGUUGGUCGUGGAUAACUUAUCUGCUAAUAAUGCCAUCAGCAUUAAAGCUAGUAAUUGUAGGUUCAGAUUGAAGCUUUGAAUUCAUCUUUCUCUUUAGAUAUUGAUUUUUUUUUUAUUAUUAUUUUUUUUUUUCAGUUUCUUCUUCUAUCUGUAUCCCAUGUUUUUUUUAAGCGAAACUUUGAUUCUUUUUCUGCGUUCAUAUCACCCUGUAGUUUUAGGCAUAAGGCUUUUCUCUAGUUGAUGUUCAAUUGAGAGGAGCCGGUCUUAUAUUAUAUACACAGA
This is a messenger RNA of Alnus glutinosa, 1323 nucleotides long. RefSeq names its product NDR1/HIN1-like protein 6. Lineage: Eukaryota; Viridiplantae; Streptophyta; Magnoliopsida; Fagales; Betulaceae. Gene Ontology annotation, cellular component: plasma membrane. Bases 371 to 1120 code for a protein of 249 amino acids. The record is from RefSeq and is a predicted model, not a curated record. The transcript has a single exon.